Messenger RNA from Trypanosoma brucei brucei TREU927, 2733 nucleotides. RefSeq lists its product as hypothetical. The coding region runs from base 1 to 2733 and encodes 910 amino acids. The record is from RefSeq and is a predicted model, not a curated record. The transcript has a single exon. Lineage: Eukaryota; Euglenozoa; Kinetoplastea; Trypanosomatida; Trypanosomatidae.
AUGGCUGACAGUAACAACAGCGGAUGCGACGCUGCUGUUGCUGGGGCACAUAAUAACAAUAAUAAUAAUAAUGAGGAGGAGUUUUUGCCUGACGCGGUCGCUGGAUCAUCUGCGAUUAAAGCACCAGUACCGCGUAAGAGAGUGGUGAAAAUAGGAACUUCUUCACAGCUUCUGCAGGAGGAACUUGGCUUCCCCAAAGAGAGUUCAAAGCGUAAAGACGACGCAGCCGAUCCGGCCGGCGAUGGCUCUCCAGAAGGUUUUUUAGAUUCAGGCACCGUUGACCCAUUCAUGACAGUUAUUUAUCCAAACACUGGCACAGAAAAAGAUGAAGAUGGUCUGGACGACGAUGAGGAGGCAGAUAUUGCUAACAGGGUUGUUUCACGUAGAGAUGGUGACAACUUUGACCGCACGCAGGUGCGAGUAGGUGGUUUCUUGCAGGGUGCUGAUGACAACAUGGCGUUCUUGAUUCCUAAUGACCUUCCACGAAGCACAUUUCUUUAUUUGUUGACAGCUUCAGACGGUCGGGACAGAUUAUUUAAGUGUAUGCAGUGUAGUUUGCAUCUUUUAAUUUGUCUUUUGAUGCGGCCGUCAAUCCUCCCACAGGGUUCGGAGGAGACUGCAGAUUACUGGGCAGAACGUUUUCGAAAAAAUAUUAACACCAUUCGCCACGGACGCAGCUUGUUCAAGUUGGGGCGUUGGAUAGUGAAUGCUUUUUACCUGCAGGAGGUUUACGAAAGACUUGCCUUGAAAUAUGGAAGGACUAUGAGGGAGGUGAAGGGUGAAUUUAAGGCGUUCUUAUGCCGAUACUUAUCCCUUCCACCGGGGUCCGUGAUGCGACGACUUAUCGGGUGGGACAACAAUGGUGUUGGGGGAGGAAGCGCCGGUCAGUUUGUGAAUAGGGAAGUUUUGGUUCCUGGUGACACAUAUGAGCACGUCGCUCGUGUGGAGUUUCCUCGUCAGUUCGUCUCAGAGUUGCAUUCUAUCGAUGCGAAAUUAGUUACUACUGGUCCGAGUCUGACCGGGAUACAACAGAAGGAGGUGGGAGUUUCUGGUGCCAUUAAAGCGUCUGAUAUGGCGUUGCAAAGCGAGGAGGCUAAAGAAGAUGGAGACCGCAAGGUGGCGGGUUUCUCAACACUAUCAGAAGGUAAAGGUCUCAUGGUUCGUGAUCCGCUGCGAACUGAGGCGCUCACUUCGGGUUCUCUCGCCCCUUCCGCGACCCCUCCGUCAUUAUACCCUGCCGCCACUGAGAUGUAUGCAGUUGGUAUUGGUAACACCACAAGGGCGUCACUAUCAAAACCUGCCACGUUACUGCGGCCACUCCGAUGCACUGGAGCCGAUGAUGAGUCAAGCAACAGCAACAACACAUCAAUCGCUCACAACAACAAUACGGCACCCAGCAGCAUUUGCGGUGGUUCGCUUAAUUAUAGUUUGAUGCAAGAAGGGAAACCCAAAGGCGACACAUACAACGAGGGUUUCUCAACGAGCAGAAAUCCUGAUGACUCUCAUCAGAGUUAUUUUAAAAUGUACCAAACUGUGCCGUACGAACCGAAGCUUGGUGAUGCUCUGCGGUUGCCUCACCAAGGUGAAGGUGACAGUAUGAACAAAAUGUCAAAGAACCAACCCUCUAGAGCCAAGUUUGCACGUUGUGGGAGUGCUGUUGAUAACGGUGAUGAUAUAGGUGCAGAAGAGAACAUGUUCUCACUCGGUGCAGCCUUUGAUGAAGGUGAUAACCACUUAGAGUCUAAUGGUACUGUCUCUCCCUCUGACGACAGGGAAGAAGAGAGGGAGAGAGGUCUUGCAGCAGAGAUGGGGAAACCUGCGAGUCGACGCAAGGGUAUUCUCCAGUUCAGCACACCUCUCAUACUACUUCAGGCCGUGCGCAGUAUCGCGACUAUUGCCCGCCGUCUGCUCCGCGACCUCCUCCUGCUUUCAUCUGAGCACUUUUUAAACCUGUCACCGGUUGAGAAAAACCGUGCGCUUCUUCAACGGCACUGCCACUGGCUAUGGUUGAUAGUUGCCAGCAUUGACGUCCUCCUGAACACAAUUCGUCUGUUGAACCCCGGUUGGUACAAGUAUACAAAUGUCAGAGACAAUCCCAGGUUUCGCUGUGGUUGUAAGGACCCCGACACAAGGGGCUCCGUAAUGCUUUUCCGUGAGCUCGUUAUCCGGCGGCAGGCAAAUUUGUACUUCCCAGAUGUGGAUCUCGAUUUCGGCGUGCCCAUUUGCUCCUCCCCGGGUUACUUUGAGGCUGCUGAUCCGGAGAACAUCGCCCCCGCCUGUCGUGUAUGCGGCAAGCUCUUUGUUGAGAUGACAUCACCCGACGAACAGGGUGAAAAGCUCGAGGAGGGUGGUGAUGACACAACAGCGGAGGAAAAAGGCGUCACUGACACGGAGGAAGUUGAGACCAAUGGGAAUGCCGCUGUACGGCAAAAAGCGUCUAAGUCGAUAACAGGACGCGCUGAGGUUGUCUUUCUGUUUAUUCCGUGGCUGAUGCGAAGGCUUUUCAACUACAUAUGGUUGGUGCGAUCUCAUUCUAACUGGAGUGCUACCAUUUGGCUUCAGGUGAGUUACUUAGCGGAGUUUUACCUUGCUGUGAUGUACUGCUUUGGGGGGUACGACACAGGGAAGCGGGAUGCUCCUCUAAAAGCGAUGAUCCAUCCAACGGGUGCCAUUGUUGGUUUUGUUGGGGCAAUUAUUGGGGUUUACCGAGUGAUCCAGAGUGCACCAAAGUGA